AUGCCAAAGAACACCAAGGUGACUCAGCGGGAACACAGCAAUGAACCGGUCACAGAGUCAGUGGCCGACCUGCUGUCCCUGGAGCACCCCAUGGACUAUAAGAGUAGCCAGAUGAGUAUGGGCCUCAGCCCUGGAUCUACCGCCCCAGUAAAAGCCCUGUUGCCCUCCCCUGAUCCAGAUGCUGAGGAUGGUCGGCCCGCGUGGAACAACAAGUUGGAGUACAUCCUGGCCCAAGUCGGUUUUUCUGUUGGUCUUGGCAACGUCUGGAGGUUUCCCUACCUGUGCCAGAAAAAUGGAGGAGGUGCCUAUCUGGUGCCCUACUUCAUUCUUCUGCUGCUCAUUGGGAUCCCCUUGUUCUUUCUGGAGCUGGCAGUGGGUCAGAGGAUCAGGCGUGGCAGCAUUGGGGUGUGGAAUUAUGUCUACCCACAGUUGGGGGGCAUCGGAGUCUCCAGUCUGAUGGUUUGUGGCUUUGUAGGGCUCUAUUACAACGUGAUCAUUGGCUGGAGCAUCUUCUAUUUCUUCCAGUCUUUUCAGUAUCCGCUACCUUGGGCUGAAUGCCCCUUCCAGAGAAAUGGAUCCCAAGCCAUUGUGGAACCAGAGUGCGAGAAGAGCUCAGCCACCACUUACUUCUGGUACCGCCAGACUCUUAAUAUCACCAGCAGUAUCGAUGACACUGGCGGCCUGAACUGGAGAAUGACCCUGUCCCUGCUGGUGGCGUGGAUCCUGGUCUGCCUUGCAGUCAUCAAGGGAAUCCAGUCUUCUGGAAAGGUGAUGUACUUCAGCUCUCUCUUCCCGUAUGUGGUGCUCUUCUGUUUCCUGGUGAGAGGUCUGAUGAUGAAGGGAGCCGUGGACGGCAUUGCUCAUAUGUUCACCCCAAAGCUGGAAAAAAUGCUGGAGCCGCAGGUGUGGAGGGAAGCAGCCACACAGGUCUUCUUUGCGCUGGGCCUGGGCUUUGGAGGAGUCAUUGCUUUCUCCAGCUACAAUAAGCGCGACAACAACUGCCACUUCGACGCUACGCUGGUUUCCAUCAUCAACUUUGUCACCUCCAUCUUAGCCACUUUAGUUGUGUUUGCUGUUCUGGGGUUCAAAGCCAAUGUCAUGAAUGAAAAGUGUGUCGUGGAGAAUGCAGAGAAGAUUCUGGGUUUCGUCAACAUGGGUGUGCUGAGCAAAGAGCUCAUCCCUCCUCACAUCAACUUCUCCCACCUGUCUGCACAGGACUACCAAGAGAUGUACGGAGUCAUAAAGACAGUAAAGGAGGACACCUUUGACCAGCUAGGGCUGGAUGCCUGUUUGCUGGAGGAUGAACUCAACAAGGCCGUUCAGGGCACCGGUCUGGCCUUUAUCGCCUUCACAGAGGCCAUGACCCACUUCCCUGCCAGUCCUUUCUGGUCGGUCAUGUUCUUCUUCAUGCUGAUCAAUUUGGGCCUGGGAAGCAUGAUCGGCACCAUGACCGGCAUCACCACACCAAUUCUGGAUGCUUUCAAAAUCCGUAAGGAGAUCCUGUGUGUGGUUUGCUGCAUCAUAGCCUUCCUGUUGGGGCUGCUGUUUGUGCAGCGCUCUGGGAAUUAUUUUGUCACCAUGUUUGAUGACUACUCGGCUGGUUUGCCUCUCACUGUGGUGGUAAUCCUGGAGAACGUCUCUGUGGCCUGGAUCUAUGGCACCAAGAGGUUCAUGCAGGAUCUGGAGGACAUGCUUGGUUUCAGGCCGUAUUCCUUCUAUUACUACAUGUGGAGAUAUGUGUCACCCGCUGUCUUGAUUGUGCUCAUCAUUGCAACGGUUAUUGAGAUGGCGGUCAGUCCUGCAGGAUAUAAUGCCUGGGUUGAGGCAGAGGGGUCGGAGAGUUUCCACAGCUACCCUCCCUGGGCUUUAGCUAUGGCAUAUUCCCUCAUUGUGGUUGCCAUGCUGCCCCUACCCAUCGUCUUCAUCGUCCGCCACUUCAACUUGAUCUCCGAUGGCUCCAACAAGCUGUCCGUGUCAUACCGCAAAGGUAUGAUGAAGGACAUCUCCAACCUGGAAGAGCAGGACGAGCAGCGCUUCAUCCUCAGCAAGAACCCCAGUGCGGCUCCCUCCCCCAUGCCUGCCCACCGCGCCUACCUGGGGCCUGGCGGCACUCAGGAGAUGACCAACACUAACUAUGGCACCAGUACCAAGACGGGCUACCAGAACAUCGGCUCCCCUGAGUCUGAGCUAUGA
Menidia menidia (Atlantic silverside) is the source of this 2193-nucleotide messenger RNA. The record is from the annotation of a GenBank genome assembly. Lineage: Eukaryota; Metazoa; Chordata; Actinopteri; Atheriniformes; Atherinopsidae.